UGAAUGAUGCCAGCCCAAGGUUCCCUAACCUCCAACCUGGCCCUCCUGGUGCUGCUGGGCACAGUCAGAGCAGGCCCUUUCUCUCCACGGUCCAAUGUGACGCUCCCAGCCCCACGGCCUCCUCCCCAGCCAGGAGGCCGCACAGAACAGCCAGGAGGGGGAGGCCCUUCUUCUCAGCUUUAUGAGCACACCGUGGAAGGAGGGGAGAAGCAAGUGGUGUUCACCCACCGCAUUAACCUGCCCACUUCAGGUAGCUGUGGCUGUCCCCCAGGCACUGAGCCCCCCGUCCCUGCUUCAGAGGUGCAGGCCCUGAGGGUCCGGCUGGAGAUCCUGGAGGAGCUGGUGAAGGGGCUCAAGGAACAGUGCACUGGGGGAUGUUGUCCUGCUGCUGCCCAGGCUGGCACAGGCCAGACGGACGUGCGGAGCCUCUGCAGUCUCCAUGGCGUGUUUGACCUGAGCCGCUGCGCCUGCUCCUGCGAGCCAGGCUGGGGUGGGCCCACCUGCUCAGACCCCACGGAUGCCGCGGCGCCCCCCUCCUCUCCCCCCUCAGCUUCCCGGUCCUGCCCAGAUGACUGCAAUGAUCAGGGUCGCUGCGUCCGUGGUCGCUGCGUGUGCUUCCCUGGCUACACCGGCCCCAGCUGUAGCUGGCCCUCCUGCCCGGGGGACUGCCACGGCCGCGGGCGCUGCGUGCAGGGCGUGUGCGUGUGCCGCGCGGGCUUCUCCGGGGACGACUGCAGCCUGCGCUCCUGCCCUCGGGGCUGCAGCCAGAGGGGACGCUGCGAGAACGGGCGCUGCGUGUGCAAACCAGGCUACACUGGCGAGGACUGUGGGGCGAGGAGCUGCCCCCGAGGUUGCAGCCAGAAGGGGCGCUGCGAGGACGGGCGCUGCGUCUGUGACCCUGGCUACGCUGGCGAGGACUGCGGCUCUCGGAGCUGCCCGUGGGACUGUGGCGAGGGCGGGCGCUGUGUGGACGGCCGCUGCGUGUGCUGGCCCGGGUACGCGGGCGAGGACUGCAGCACGCGGACCUGCCCCCGCGACUGUCGGGGCCGAGGGCGCUGCGAGGAAGGCGAAUGCAUCUGCGACCCAGGCUACAGCGGGGACGAUUGCGGAGUGCGCAGCUGCCCGGGCGACUGCAACCAAAGGGGCCGCUGCGAGGACGGCCGCUGCGUGUGCUGGCCUGGGUACUCGGGGCCCGACUGCGGCGCCCGCGCUUGCCCGCGCGACUGUCGGGGCCGCGGGCGCUGCGAGAACGGCGUGUGCGUGUGCAACGCGGGCUACAGCGGCGAGGACUGCGGCGCGCGCAGCUGUCCUGGGGACUGUAGCGGCCGGGGCCGUUGCGAGAGCGGCCGCUGCGUGUGUUGGCCCGGGUACACAGGCCGGGACUGCGGCACGCGCGCCUGCCCUGGCGACUGUCGCGGGCGCUGCGUGGACGGCCGCUGCGUGUGUAACCCGGGCUUCACAGGCGAGGACUGCGGGAAACGACGGUGUCCCGGGGACUGCCGCGGUCGCGGCCGCUGCGAGGAUGGCGUGUGCUUGUGCGACGUGGGCUACGAGGGUGAAGACUGCGGCGCGCGCAGCUGCCCCAGGGGUUGCCAGGGUCGCGGCCAGUGUCUGGAGGGGCGAUGCGUGUGCGACGACGGCUACGAGGGUGAAGACUGCGGCGUGAGACGGUGCACGCGCGACUGCAGCCAGCGCGGCGUGUGCCAGGAUGGUGUGUGCGCCUGUUGGGAGGGCUACACGGGCGAGGACUGCAGCCUCCGUACCUGCCCCUCCAACUGUCACCGGCGCGGCCGCUGUGAGGACGGGCGCUGCGUGUGCGACUCCGGCUACACCGGCCCCUACUGCGCCACCCGAAGCUGCCCGGCGGACUGCCGGGGCCGUGGACGUUGUGUGCAGGGCGUGUGCGUGUGCCACGCGGGCUACAGCGGCGAGGACUGUGGGCAGGAAGAGCCUCCCGCCAGCGCCUGCCUCGGGGGCUGCGGGCCUCGGGAACUGUGCCGCGCAGGCCAGUGUGUAUGCGUCGAGGGCUUCCGAGGCCCCGACUGCGCCAUCCAGACGUGCCCCGGGGACUGCCGCGGUCGGGGAGAGUGUCGUGAGGGCAGCUGCGUCUGCCAAGAUGGCUAUGCAGGGGAGGACUGCGGGGAAGAGGUGCCAGCCGUUGAGGGCAUGAGGAUGCACCUCCUGGAGGAGACGAUGGUUCGGACAGAGUGGACCCGGGCUCCUGGCAAUGUGGAUGCCUACGAAAUUCAGUUCAUCCCCACG
Molecule: messenger RNA, 2262 nt
Organism: Physeter macrocephalus (sperm whale)
Lineage: Eukaryota; Metazoa; Chordata; Mammalia; Artiodactyla; Physeteridae
Product: tenascin-X-like
Exons: 3
Biological process (GO): neuron projection development; regulation of cell adhesion
Source: RefSeq, a predicted model, not a curated record